Messenger RNA from Pochonia chlamydosporia 170, 1512 nucleotides. RefSeq names its product aldehyde dehydrogenase (AldH12). The coding region runs from base 1 to 1512 and encodes 503 amino acids. Lineage: Eukaryota; Fungi; Ascomycota; Sordariomycetes; Hypocreales; Clavicipitaceae. The transcript is spliced from 3 exons. The record is from RefSeq and is a predicted model, not a curated record. Gene Ontology annotation, molecular function: oxidoreductase activity, acting on the aldehyde or oxo group of donors, NAD or NADP as acceptor.
AUGGACACAAUCGCAGCACUCUGGAACGCCAACACCCCAGAAGCGGCAGACGCCUUGCUUCAAAGAACCAACACCCAACCCCUCCGCAUACAAAAUUUUGUGGACAAUGAGUUUCAACAGCUCUCUCCAUCCGCCACUUGCAUGGACUCGUAUAACCCUCGAACCGGCAAGCCCCUUAUUCAAGUCCCGUGUAGCUCUCACGCGGAUGUGCACGAAGCCGUGGAUGCAGCAGCCAGGGCAUUCCCUUCCUGGUCUCAAACCCCGAGACGCGAAAGAAGCCGGCUGUUGCAGAAAGUUGCGGAUCUUAUUGAGGAGAAUAAGCUUAUGCUUGCGCUGUGGGAGAGCAUAGAUCAAGGGAAGACGAUAAGUCGCGCCAUAGCUGAGAUUGAGAGAGCGGCAUCAAACUUUAGUUAUUUUGCCCAGUUCAUUCUCUCUGAAGAAGGGACAGUUCGAUACGUAGAUGGCGAGUCACCAAUUAUGGCAUAUGAGCACCGAUCGCCGGUUGGUGUUUUCGGACUCAUCACACCGUGGAACAUGCCGCUGUAUCUUUUGACUUGGAAAAUUGCGCCUUGCCUAGCAUUUGGAUGUGUUGCAGUUGCGAAACCAAGUGAAGUGACCAGCGUGACGGCAUUCCUACUAUGCGAAAUAUUCCGCCAAGCCAAACUACCCCCCGGAGUCAUCAACAUGGUAUUCGGCAAAGGCGCAUCAGCAGGCUCAGCCCUCGUCAACUCCCCAAAAGUCCGCGGCAUCUCAUUCACAGGCGGUCUAAGCACCGGAAUACGCAUCCGUCAAGACACAGCCGCUGACAUCGGCAAACACAUCUCCCUGGAACUCGGCGGCAAAAACCCCAACCUGAUUUUCGAAGACGUCGACAUGAGCAAGGCAGUUCCUCUCGCUGCAAGAGCCGCCUUCGAAAACAGCGGCCAGAUCUGCCUGUGUGGAUCGAGAAUCUACAUCCAUCGCUCUCGGUAUGAAGAGUUCAUCACCGCAUUUGUGGACUACGUGAAGCAGAGUUAUAGAUGCGGUGAGACGCUGGGGCCGGUCGUCUCCAAGGAACAUUAUUCCAAGAUACGGGCGUAUUUGGCUUUGGCACAAAGAGACUCUGCUACGUUUCACCUAGGCUCUGUUCCUGAAAAAGACCCCCAGGGAGGUUAUUGGAUAUCACCUGUGAUAUUGACGGGACUUUCGCAAGAGAGCCAGGUUAUUCAAGAGGAGAUUUUCGGUCCGGUGGUGACGGUGUCUAUGUUUGACACGGAAGAGGAAGCUAUUGCUCUGGCUAACGACAAUGCAAAUGGCCUGGCGGCGGUGGUCAUGACGAAUGAUGUGUCGAGGAUGAGACGCGUUGGAGAGCGAAUUGAUGCGGGAUUAGUUUGGGCUAAUUGCUGGCUGGUGAGAGAGUUGGGCACGUCGUUUGGCGGCAUGAAGGCGAGUGGCGUGGGAAGAGAGGGUGGUUUGCAGAGUAGGGACGUUUUUACGAAUUUGAGGACGGUGCAUGUACCAUCACGUUGGUAG